Molecule: messenger RNA, 633 nt
Organism: Mesocestoides corti
Lineage: Eukaryota; Metazoa; Platyhelminthes; Cestoda; Cyclophyllidea; Mesocestoididae
Source: the annotation of a GenBank genome assembly
CAUGGACUCUUUGUGAAUGAUUUAUUCAAGGACCUACAGAGCGGUCAUCUGCUGAUCAAACUCAUCGAAAUCCUUUCCGGUCAGAGCCUGAGCGUCGAGUACGGCCUUACACGGGUCCAUUGCAUCCAAAACGUCCAACGAGUUCUGGAGUUUCUUCAGUAUCGAAAGGUUCGGAUUGUGAAUAUUCGUCCUGACGAAAUAGUCGACGGAAAUCCUAAAUUGACACUCGGGUUAAUCUGGAUCAUCAUCCUUCAUUUCCAAGUAAGUGCCAAUCCAAAUCCCUCGCGUGAACUACCUGUACAAGCACGUCACGUGACAUUUGCAUCCCAUGCACCCAAUGCCAAGAAAGAGUACACUCUAUCAGACCUGCUUUACAUAAACUGCGGGACCAACACUGCCAUGGAGAACCUCGUUCCAGAACAUUUGGGAGGCAUAGGCAGUCGGGUGAUUUACCAAGACGGUGGCAGCGGUUCAAUGCUGAGUUUGGGUGUGUUGGAUGAGACCGCGGGACGAAAUCUCCUGGCUUGGUGCCGGGCCGUGACUGCGGGCUACCACGGAGUCGAUGUGAGGGAUUUCUCCACCUCAUGGAGUGAUGGUCGUGCCUUUCUUGCCAUUAUUCAUCGAUACAAGUAA